AGGUUUUAUAAUAACAUGACGUGGAAUUUAGUGCUAUAUGUUUUUAAAAAAAGCUUAUUGAAUGUCUGAAUGAACUAUUGUCAUAUACGAUAUAUUGGCUGUAACGCAUCUGAUCAUUCACAAGCCAAAUAAUCACCGAAAUAAAACACACGAUCAUCUGAUAUCGAUAUUGUAAGUUGCAGACGACGUUCAAGUGUCUAUGGCAAGGGAUGGAUUGUCACGUGUAAACGUGACUUACAGGGAAUUCAGACUACGCGACCUUGCAAUCAUUAACCUCUUUUAACACAGAAGAGAAGUACUAUUACAACUUGAAGUGAAAUCCAAACUUACAGCCCAGCACCCAAAUACAAACUUGCAGCACGCCACAGGUGGUUGUCAUCAUGGAGGAGCUGAAGGCGACUGCAUGCAAAGCGAUUGAUGCUGCCAAUGUAGAUCUCAAAGCCCUCAGCAAAGAAAUUUAUGACAAUCCAGAACUAAACUUUGAAGAAUUCCACGCGCAUGAGGUCCUCACAAAUCUGCUGGAUAAGUAUGGGUUUGCUGUAGAAAGGAGCUUCAAGGUUGCUACAGCCUUCAAGGCAACCCAUGGAAGUAAUGACAGUGGGGGACCUAAUAUUGCAGUGCUGUGUGAGUAUGAUGCCCUGCCUGGGCUUGGCCAUGCUUGUGGACACAACCUGAUUGCAGAGGUGGGUGUGGCAACAGCUGUUGGUGCCAAAGCAGCAAUGGAGGCUGCUGGAAAACCUCUUGGCAAGCUGACAGUGUUGGGCACACCUGCGGAGGAGGGAGGGGGAGGCAAGGUUGACCUGAUCCGAGCGGGGGCCUUCAGUGGUGUGGAUGUGGCAAUGAUGGCACACCCGUCCCAGUGCAAUCUUCCCAGGCCUAUCAUGGUAGCAAUGAAUCAAGCUACAAUUCAGUUCCGAGGCCGAGCUUCUCAUGCUGCAAGCUUCCCCUGGAAUGGAGUGAACGCUCUCGAUGCUGCCGUUCUCUGUUACCAGAACAUCUCAUGUCUGAGGCAGCAGAUCAAACCAACUUGGAGGAUCCAUGGUGUUAUAUCAAAUGGGGGUGCCAAGCCAAACAUCAUACCUGAAUUAACAGAGCUGCAAUACAUGAUCAGGGCGCCCACGGACCCGGAACUAGCCGUCCUAAAAACCAAGUUUGAGGCGUGUGUAUAUGGAGCUGCUCAAGCCACAGGAUGUACUGUGGAGUGUCAGUUUGAUGACAAGCCGUACUCAGCACUGAUGAGCAACAAUAUCCUGGCAGCGCUGUAUGAAGCUAACGGUGUUCAGGUCGGCAUCCAGUUUGAGCAAGACCCCGCCAAGAUUGCCAAGCAGGGAGGUUCAACUGACAUGGGCAAUGUGUCGCAUGUCGUACCCAGUAUACACCCCAAGUUCCACUUUGGGACAACAGCCAGUGGUCACUCUGUAGACUUUGCCAAGGCUGCAGGUAGAGAGGAGGCACAGGACUACACACUGUCUGUGGGGAAGGCUCUAGCUAUGACGGUCAUCGACCUGUUUCUGAACCCGGACCUGAUACCCCAGAUACAGGGACAGUUCAGGCUGGAUCUCCAGAAAGAGGAACAGCUUGUUGUGUAGAUUCAGAGUUACCUCAUCUCCUGGAGGAGGAACAAGAUGCUCUGUGGAGUCAGUGUGGCCUUAUCUGCAGAAUGAAGAAUAUAUGGUGGUGUGGCCUCAGUAUUACCAUAUCUGAAGAAGGAGGAAGAUAUGAAGUAUCCCUUCCAUCAAACGUUUCCUUAAUUCUGUAAUACUAUACAUGAACAUUUGUUACCAUAAAAAUGUUAUUCCGGUUUCAAGAACAUUGGGAUCAUAACAGGGUAAAUUCAUGGAUGUCAUCAUCUUCAUUAUAAGGAGCAGAAAAUGUUGGAGUAUAUGUUCACUCCUUUUAUAAUCUUACUCAACCUGAUGCAGGAGUGAGAAUAUACCCUCAAACAUUGUGUGCCUUAAAUUUAAGCAGUUGACAUCCAUAAGAGUUCCCUGUUUACCUCUAAAUGCUAUCUAAAGACUUUUUCAUCGAACAGACCCAUUAAACAGCAUGGUUCUAUUUACGCUAUUUCACUACAUACAGCGUUCAGCUCACCUUGUCUGUGAUGAGCUACAGUACCUUGUUACUAUUGAUCCUGUGAUGUUACUUCAGCUGGGAUUGUCACACGGUGUGUCAGUUGACAAUUCACCUUGUCUGUAUGUGGUGAGUGAGUGAGUUAGGUUUUAUGCCACACUCAGCAAUAUUCCGGCUAUAUGGCGGCGGUCUGUAAAUAAUUGAGUCUGGACCAGACAAUCCAGUGAGUAACAGCAUGUGUCAACCAAGUCAACGAACAUGACCACCCGAUCCAAUUAGUCACCUCUUAUGACAAGCAUAGGUUACUGAAUAUCAAUUCUAAAACAGAUCUUUAGGGUCCUGUAUAUGGUAAACUACAGUACCUUGUUACUAUUUGUCCUGUGAUAUUACUUCAGCUGGGAUUGUCACACAGUGUUUCGUUGGAAAAUUAACCUUGGAGCAGAAAAGAGCUUGAUAUCAGUUCCUUAUGACAAUCUAUUAUCAUAUUGGUGCUACUGUUAUAUCUUAGCCCCAUUUCUGGUGUCCGCCGCCGUAAUAUUGCUAAAAGCGGCGUAAAACCACACUCACUGUCACUGUUAUAUAUUAGUAUGUUGUGUAUUGGAAUGUAUCAGAAAGCAUUGUAAUGGAUGAUGUUUACAUGAAAAUCAGAUGAAGAUCCAUAAAAUCCUAACUCAUCCAAUCCUGCAAGGCUUGAAGAUCCAUCCAUGUGCAAACAAUACUAAUACUGUAUAUUAAGACCACUUGACAUACCAGUACCCUUCACAGUGUUUGUGUUGCUGUGAGACUGUAGCCUGCCAUAGCGCUGAAUAAGUAGUAACUUGCUGUGACCAUCAGCAGUUAAUGUAUACUUAACUGCAAAGGAAAUGCAAGUUGUACAUAAAAUUGGAUAACAUUAAGACCAGCAAUGUAAGGAAUGUAGAGGAAUAAUAUCAGAUAAAACAUUUGUUAAGUAAUCCGCAUGAAUUGUUUGAUGAAAACAAUUUGUGUUUAUUGACAAAAUGAUGAAUGAGGUGAGCAGUGUGUUUCUUUGCGUUUGUAUACACAUCUUUUCACAAAGAAAUAUUUUCUGCAUUUCACAAACAAAAGAACUUGAUAUGUGUAUUUUUUGCUCUCAAGUGCUGGUAUGAGUCUUUUCUGGAACGUUAGGUCAGUAUCUUGGGUCAGGAUGACAGCAGUACUUUGAGCUUCACGGUAUAUUCCCCAGGGAGAUGAGACAGCAGUGCGUAUAUUGAUCUGUUCAGUGGGAUAAUGUGUCAUACACUUUUGUGGUGUCUAGUGUUAGAUACAGCUAAUAAAAGUACUAUCAUUAUGAUGUGAUUAGACUGCAUUGACAAACAGGAUAUUGUAACAUGUUAUAUAUGGGAUUACACUUUUGUCAUAUGUUACAUUUGACAUUUACACAUGUAUUCAAAACAGGAUUUUAUCCCCUGCUAACACCUCUGUGUUAUUUGUUUGGCUAAUCCAAGCUGUUUUAGUGUUCUUGUGUUGCAUUACUGCAUGGAAUGAUGUCACUGAUUUCAUAUUAUUAUUCCUGUGUGUGUAUAAUAAGCAGUCUGUUAGGUUAUUGUUAUUAUUAUGAAUGUACUUUUGUUAUGACAAUUGACUUCAGUUUUUGUUGUGCAGCAGAAUUAUGUUAAGUGGAUUCACACAUUUGCACAUUUAUAUCUCCAUAAAUGGAAAUGAUAAUGAAGUCAGUUGUUAAAUCCAAACAGUUUAUUUAAUGAAACAACUUCAUGAGAUGGUGAAAGAAGGGAAGGUGAUGAAUGUAUCUUGAUGAUCUGAUUUGUUUCAGUAUUUUAUUUGGAACUCUGUGCAUUUACUAACCAGAAAUUGUCUUCUGGUGUAUAUAUACCCUACAUGACCUAUUGACAUUGUCACCUGUCUUAUGUCAGUGUUAAAGAUGGGAGUUAUGAUUGUUGUUGUCUGGUGUGGGCACGAGUUUUACACAGGACAUACCAGUAUGUAGAUACAGCAUUCAACAUGUGAGACCCUGAUUUAUUGUGGAAUGAACAGAUUUCACUGAUCUAUUUUCACAGAUUUUCUGCAUAGAAGGAAUAAACUAUAAGUAUUGUCA
This is a messenger RNA of Haliotis rubra (blacklip abalone), 4144 nucleotides long. Its product is annotated as xaa-Arg dipeptidase-like. The transcript is spliced from 7 exons. Bases 381 to 1589 code for a protein of 402 amino acids. The record is from RefSeq and is a predicted model, not a curated record. NCBI's taxonomy places the organism in Eukaryota, Metazoa, Mollusca, Gastropoda, Lepetellida, Haliotidae. Gene Ontology annotation, molecular function: dipeptidase activity.